Messenger RNA from Rana temporaria (common frog), 1600 nucleotides. RefSeq names its product proline rich and Gla domain 2 (gene PRRG2). The transcript is spliced from 6 exons. The coding region runs from base 36 to 659 and encodes 207 amino acids. Gene Ontology annotation, molecular function: calcium ion binding. Gene Ontology annotation, cellular component: extracellular region. The record is from RefSeq and is a predicted model, not a curated record. Lineage: Eukaryota; Metazoa; Chordata; Amphibia; Anura; Ranidae.
CAUAUGUUUUGCAUCUCUUAAAGGUCUGUGCCAGGAUGUGGGCAGGGUGCCUCUUGCUGCUUCAAAUUAUCACAGCCACAACGGGGUAUAUUGUGGAACCAAAUAAGCUUCCUAAAGCUGGGAAAGAAGUUUUCCUAGCCAGUGAAGAUGCAAGUGAGUUUAUUGGCCGUAGGUUGCUGUAUAACAGCUGGGAUUUUGAGGCGUUUACACCGGGUAAUCUGGAGAGGGAGUGCUAUGAGGAGGUGUGCAACUAUGAGGAGGCCCGGGAGUGCUUUGAGGAUGACCAGAAAACUAAAGACUUUUGGAGCAGGUAUCAACACAAUGGACAGGGAGGCUCUGGAAAAUCUCCAACACUAGAUGUUGCUGGCCUUGUGGCUGGGCUGGUAGCAGGAGUAAUAAUUCUUAUAAUGAUCGGAGUUCUUAUUAUGUACUGUGUAAGGUACAGGGCCAAAGAAAGGACAAGACAAGGGAGGCCCCCAGUAAACCUUACUAGCAAUACAGCCCUUGCUGAAUCAUUGCCGUUGACACCUCUACCUUUACCUGAACCUAAUGCCCCAGGACUCCCGUCAUAUGAAGAGGCUUUGGAAGCAUCGGGCACUUAUGAUGCACCUCCUCCACCAUAUCAGAGAGGUUCCACCAGAUCAAAUCAGCCCAGCUGAAGAUAAGUUUGCAACUGAUUAGCACGACAGGGAAACUCAUGCACUGUGGAUCAAUUUUCUUUUUAAUUUUAUAAUGCUACUGAAAUAAAACAGUUACCAAAGAGACGACCACUGAACCAGGUUCGAGACUUUAUUAAUGUUUACGCUCCACUAGAAGAAGCCGCUUUAUCCAAUCCCCAGGAUACAAUCUCAGUAACUGAAUUUGUAACUUAGUAUGAGCCAUCACGCUCAUUAUCCAUCGCACAGGCACACCAAGAUUCCAAUGCUGUCGAAGGCUUACAUUAAUGUAAAUCUUUCCCCAACUUGAAAUAUUCUGCUGUAUGUGUGAAAAUGAAUUUCAGGGAUCACAAAAAUUCAUCCAGAAGGUUGAGAAUACCCUACAAAGAUGACAUUUUCCAGGUGGAAUCUGAUGUCUAAGCAGCCGGUUACUGGGCCGAAGCUUGACUUUAGUUUAGUUCAAGCUGCGUUAAAUAUUUGAGAAGUAAUUGCCUCUAUCCUGUAACAUCCAGCCGUUCUCUAAAUUCCAAAGGAAAUUCCUCUAAAUCUGUGAUGGACGUGACUUCAGAGAUUAUUCUGCACAUCCAAAAGCUUUCAGAUUCCCUGCCUGAAGGCCUUAAUGUGUACAUCCAGAGCAAUGUAUUUCAGGGCACGUCAAGCUGACAAGGUUUAGCGCAGCUGUCAAUAUAAAGCCUGGGAUUUGCAGCAUUCUAAAUGACUUUUAAUGACACGGGGAGAAGGGUGUACUGUGAAUUUUUAGUGCUGAACAAGACCAGAACCAACAAGAUGGCUGUUGUGUUUUUUUGAAUUUUCUUUUUUUUAUAUAUAUUUAAAACAGCCAUACCUACAGCCAAGAACAGCAUAAAAGAGAAAAUAUAUUGUUUAAAGUUGUAAUUUGUAUUUUUUGUGUGUUUUUAGUAAUAAAAAAUGUUUUUUGACUAUAA